This is a messenger RNA of Drosophila busckii, 810 nucleotides long. It is a transcript of the gene Jhbp4, whose product is annotated as protein takeout. The transcript has 3 exons. Bases 1 to 810 code for a protein of 269 amino acids. Lineage: Eukaryota; Metazoa; Arthropoda; Insecta; Diptera; Drosophilidae. The record is from RefSeq and is a predicted model, not a curated record.
AUGUAUAAAACAAACUGGAACUGGAAAUUGCAAUUUAGCUUAAGUGCUAUUGGCUUUUUAUAUUUAAUACCAAGCGCUGCGGCUUAUACAAGAGAAAUAAUAAAUGAUAAGCCGCCACUGCAAGAGCGACCUCCUUGGCUGCAGACCUGUAAACGUGCCAAUCCCAAUGAAAAUAAAUGCUUUCGCCAACUGUUUGAGGGCUGCUUUCCCGCCUUGGCUGCUGGCAUACCCGCGAUUGGCGUUAGAAGCUUUGAGCCACUGAACAUUGAUCAGGUAUCUGUGUCAAAGGGUAGCGGCAAUCUAGUCCUAUCCGGUGGCUUUCAGAAUUUGAUAAUUCGCGGACCCUCGAACGCAACCGUACGACGUGCAAACUUGGAUCUGGCGCGUCGUCAGCUGAACUUUGAGCUGGAGCUGCCACGCCUGCGUAUCAAGGCCAAGUAUAAUCUGAAGGGUAAUAUACUGUUAUUGCCUCUGGUGGGCAGCGGCGAUGUGGCCAUGGCAUUAAAGAAUGUGAAUACGGCAGUUUAUACUAAGAUAUCGCUGCGUAACGAGACACAGACUGGUGACGAGAUCAUUCACAUUGAUGAGAUGAAAGUGAGCUUCCAAGUCGGCGCCAUGAGAAUACAUUUGAAGAAUCUAUUCAAUGGCAAUGAGAUAUUGGCCGCUUCUAUUAACGGUUUCCUUAAUCAAAACGGCAACGAAGUUAUAGCCGAGCUGCGGCCCGAUUUGGAGAUGGGAUUGGCUGAUAUAUUUCAUGGCCUGUGGAACAAUGUAUUCUCCAAGAUGCCCACUAAGCUGUGGCUGAUCUAA